Messenger RNA from Hibiscus syriacus, 1300 nucleotides. Its product is annotated as ethylene-responsive transcription factor RAP2-4-like. The transcript has a single exon. The coding region runs from base 142 to 1065 and encodes 307 amino acids. Gene Ontology annotation, molecular function: DNA binding; DNA-binding transcription factor activity. The record is from RefSeq and is a predicted model, not a curated record. Lineage: Eukaryota; Viridiplantae; Streptophyta; Magnoliopsida; Malvales; Malvaceae. Gene Ontology annotation, biological process: regulation of DNA-templated transcription.
UUUCUUUUAUGCUAUCUUGGAUUUAAAGGGGUUAAUAUAUUUUAAGCAAAAACCUCAUUAAUCUAUCCUUUCUGGGUUUUCAAACCUGUUCUUGAGUUUUGGUAAGAAUCAGGUUACUUUUUUUUUCAUUUUUUUAAAGAUAUGGCAGCUACAAUGGAUUUCUAUAGUCGUAGCUACAAUGGUGGAGAGUUGAUGGAAGCACUUGAGCCUUUUAUGAAAAGUGCUUCUUCCUCCUCUUCUUCCCAAACGCAACCCAGUUUUUACUCAGAUGGUUAUUAUUUCCCAGCUCUUGAUCAACAGGCUCAGCUUGGUUGUACAAUUGGGCUAAACAAUUUAACGCAAGUAGAGUCCCAAUUCAACUUCCAAAAUGACCUACCGAGCUACCUUUACCAGAAUGCUCAACCCAUCAACAACCACCACAUGCUGAGCUUUCUUAGCCCCCAACCAGUCCCAAUGAAACACAUGGGUUCACCACCAAAACCCACCAAGCUUUACAGAGGAGUUAGGCAACGUCACUGGGGAAAAUGGGUCGCUGAGAUCCGGCUACCUAAGAACCGGACCCGUCUCUGGUUAGGCACUUUCGAUACAGCCGAGGAAGCAGCCUUGGCUUACGACAAAGCAGCCUAUAAACUUAGGGGUGACUUAGCGAGACUCAACUUCCCCAACCUUCGCCACCAUGGUUCCCAUAUCGGAGGCGAGUUCGGUGAGUACAAGCCUUUACAUUCCUCCGUUGAUGCCAAGCUUCAAGCCAUUUGUGAAAGCUUGGAACUGAACCAAAAGCAAGGGAACAACAGCAAGAAGAAAUCAUCGAAGGAGAUCAACGAAGUCCAAUUGGCAAAGGCUGAGCCUGAGGAGAAGACUGUGAAAGAUGAGAGCUCCCCCGAAUCUUUGUCCCCGGUUCGGUCGGAAAAUGAGGGGUCGACGGAAUCUUCACCUUUCUCCGAUCUUACUUUCUCGGACUUCAGCGAGCAGCCGUGGCCGGAAGUUGUUACUUCUUCGGAGUCUUUUAUGUUGUCGAAAUUUCCAUCUUAUGAGAUCGAUUGGGAUUUUAUUUUGAAAUCUUAGUUUGGUGUUUCUUUGUGUUUGUAAAAGCUCGCUGGAAUGGAGUUUUUGGCAGUUGCAGUGGCUGGUUAUCUAGGUUUAGGAGUCUGUUCAUGGGUAUCGUGUAAGAAUUUAAGUUUCUCCAUGGUUGUCUGCAUGUUUUUUCUUGCAGGAUCAAAGGGAGAAAUUUGCUAGAGUCCACAGGAGUUCAUAGCUUUUGUACUCGAAUAUUUUAAUGUUAUUUCAUUGUCUUUUAUUC